This is a messenger RNA of Lodderomyces orthopsilosis Co 90-125, 375 nucleotides long. RefSeq lists its product as uncharacterized. The record is from RefSeq and is a predicted model, not a curated record. The transcript has a single exon. Lineage: Eukaryota; Fungi; Ascomycota; Pichiomycetes; Serinales; Debaryomycetaceae. The coding region runs from base 1 to 375 and encodes 124 amino acids.
AUGAAGAUUGCAACUUGCAAAUUCACUACCAUAGCCACUGAACAAUUGGACUUGUCAAAGAAUGUUCUCGAAGAUGUCAAUUCAGUCUUUCCAAAAAAUUCAUCCACAAACUUAAAGGUUUUCUCAUUGGAAGAUAACAAAUCGUCCAGGUUUUCAAUGACAUCAAUUGGGUAUGGUGAAAAUGACGUUCAACAUGGAAACUUACGUGAAUUAUGGUUCAUUGGUAACUAUUGUAAAGAUGAAAGUCAAAAGGAUAAGUUUGCGGCAUCAUUGCCAAAGUUGGUGAAAUAUUUGUGGUUAACGGAAAGAGUUAUCAAUUGGUACUCUUCACGGGAUCAUAUGCUUCAAAAUGAGUUAUCUGGUUUUUGUUUGUAA